Messenger RNA from Parathielavia appendiculata, 585 nucleotides. RefSeq lists its product as uncharacterized. Lineage: Eukaryota; Fungi; Ascomycota; Sordariomycetes; Sordariales; Chaetomiaceae. The record is from RefSeq and is a predicted model, not a curated record. Bases 1 to 585 code for a protein of 194 amino acids. The transcript has 3 exons.
AUGGCAAGCUCACUACGCUUUGACUACCCCUCCCCGCUCGCCGGUUACGAAGACGCACCGCCAUUACCCGAAGAGCGGGCUGAGGAUGGCAAGAGUUACCGCAACCCACAAACCGGCAUCCUCAGCAGUGCAUACGACACGUUUACCGAACCCCUCGACAAUGGCCGGAGGGGCGGGUUCGACGUGCACAUUUACUACUUCCAAACCAAUCCCGAGCAAUCCCAAUACGCCCGCCAGCUCUGGGAGCGCAUCCGCCGCGAGUUCCCCGAGCUACGCAUAUACACAUUCUGGGACCGGCCCGUAGGGCCCCACCCAGUCGCCAUGUUCGAGGUGAACCUGUUUACGCCCGCCCAGUUCGGCGCAUUCAUCCCCUGGCUGGCUGUAUGGCGAGGCCCGCUCUCGGUGCUCAUCCACCCCAACACCACCGAGACGGACGUGCCCGAGGCGGAGAGGGAGCUGAGGAACCAUACCCAGAGGGCCAUCUGGAUGGGCGAGAGGCUGUCGCUGGAUGUGGCGAGGUUUCGGGCGCUGCCAGGCUCUAACGUCAGCCAGGGUGCGGGGAGUGGGGAGAAGGCAGCGUCUUGA